Molecule: messenger RNA, 1556 nt
Organism: Drosophila willistoni
Lineage: Eukaryota; Metazoa; Arthropoda; Insecta; Diptera; Drosophilidae
Product: ficolin-1
Exons: 3
Coding region: 982-1383 (133 amino acids)
Source: RefSeq, a predicted model, not a curated record
CUUUGUGGCUUUUUACUCUUCCUUGGACUGGAGCAAGUGACUUUAGCAUCUCCUUUAAGUUAUCCUUCAGUACUGAGUUACCACGGGGAUUGCAGCAUAGCCCAAGCAUAUAUUCUCGACUUAAAGGAACAAAUUAAAAAACUCGAGCAAAGUCAGUCGGAAAGAGAAAAUAGUCAACUGAGAAAAACAGUUGAAGAUUUACGGACCACAAUUUCCGAUUUCAUUACGAACACAGUUAAUAGGCAGAAAAUUGAUGAUGAAAAAUUACAGAAACAGGUGGAAGAGAAAACAAAAUCUCAAACUGAGAUAGAGAAUUUGAAAAGAGAAAUAGAAAAACUGAAAGAAAAUGUACACGAUUUCGAACGAAUCUCAGCAAUCGAUAAAGAAGCAAGAAUAGGUGAACGAAUAAGAAAUUCAAAUAAUAAUAUUCAACACAUCUUGAGAGAUAAGAAAGAUGAAAGCGAGAUAGAGGAGGCUACAAAUAGGCAAUUUCAAAUCGUAAUUAUAUUGAAAAUAGAAAAUGAAAUUUUAAAAGAAAGCUUAGCAAAGCAAAAAGCAAGUCUAGAUGAAGCCAACAAUGAACUAGAAACGAAGAAGAAAGAAUUAGAAGAAAGUAAGGAAAAAGAAAAAAAAUUAAGCAAUGAAAUUCAAGAAUUAAAUUCUGAAGUUGCAUCUUUAAAAGAAAAGUUAAAAGAAUCUCAAACUCAGUUGACUGGUUCGAAUCAUUUAGUCGAAGAAAAAUCUUUGCAACUAUUCCAAACUAAUAUAAGCCUAGUUGAGUGCAAGGGAAGAUUACCAAAAACCAGUUGCAAAGGCCUUUCAUCGGGAAUUCAUAUAAUUGAAAUUCCCGGACUUGAUCUGAUUUCUGUUCUUUGCAACGCAGAUCUAGAAGGUGGUGGAUGGAUAGUUAUUCAUAAAAGAUUUGAUGGUAGCGUAGAUUUUAAUAGAAAUUGGACUGAAUAUCGUAAUGGUUUCGGUAAUAUGAAAGGAGAGUUCUUUAUUGGGCUCGAAAAUUUGCAUCACAUCACCAAUUCGCAGACCUAUAGACUGUAUAUCCAUUUAGGAUAUUUUGAUGGAACUUUCCAAUUUGCUAGUUAUAAUAACUUUAAAAUUGGCGACGAAGAAUCCCAAUAUCAGUUGGAAUCGUUGGGGGACUUUGAAGGAACAGCUGAGGAUAAUAUGAGCUCUGACUUAGACGCACUAUUUUCGACAAUUGAUAAUGAUUAUUCCGGUUGUGCUGAGGCUGGGGGCGCCUGGUGGGACAACGAUUGUUAUACGGCCCAACUCAACGGAAAAUAUAAUGACAUUGAGCAACCUAUGAGCUGGGGAGGCGUUGCUCUCAAAUCUGUCCAGAUGUUUAUCCGAGCAUCUGCAACUGCUUAAAAAAACACGAAUAAAUGUCCUAUCAAAGGAAAUCCUUUGAAAGGACAGUCUGCAUUUUUCGUUUGGGUGAUGAGAGAGAAAUCUCAUGAUGCAAGUCAAAUAUUAUUCUUAUUAUCUGCAAUUUUUUGAAAUGAUAUAUAAAAGUAAAAAUUUAAACAUCAACAUAUUAAAAA